AUGCCUACAACAAUAUCUUCCUGGGUACAAAACCGACGCGCUUCUCAAGAGAAAUGGCAAAAAGAUCCCCUCGAGAAGGAGGAGAACUUUCUAAUCAUCUCCGCUUUCGAACAACUACUCAACAACAAACUCUCCGCUUCUUCCACCGCAUCUCGCAUCAAUGAAAUCGUCUCCCCUCGUCUAAUCUCCGGCCUUCGAGCAAGUGUAGGAUCUAUCUGGGGUCUUUUCGCCGACGCGACCAAACAUUUCGGUGCAUCGCAUACACAACAAUUGGCCGAUGUUAUAAUCGCAAUCCGCGAACUUCCUGAUGUGGUCAAUGAAAAGGGGUAUAAAGUUAUCAGAUCUGGAGAGGUGGUUUGGAGAGGAAUGCCAGAUUUCGGGUGGAUUUUCGCGGAGCAUGGUGUUCAGAUCAAUGGUACUGAUGGUAUGACUUAUGAUGAGUGGCAUUCUCAGGAAGAGGAAUUGCUGAAUGCCACCGUGCUUGUUGCGACGUUGAUGCAGAGAGGUGGUAGUUUCGGAAUUGGCAUGAUGUAUCAUGCACAUGAUGCUUUCAAUGAGAUUGAACUGCCUUUUGAUGAUGAGAGGGAAAUGGCAGAUAAAUGGAAAAUGUACAUUCCUCCUGCUGAGGCGUGGAUGUCAAUUGCGGGUGAAAAGCUGUUCGGAUUGUGUUUCGACAAAAGCGUGAUUCACAGCACCGAACCUCAUGAGAGGAUGAGAAAGGCUUUCAAUGCUGAUCGUUGGGCUUUGUGGAAGCAGCGAUUUGCAGAAUUGGCAGAGCAGGAAGAUAUUGAUGAGCACUGCAGGGGUCUCGCGAGAAAGGCGGUAGAGAAGAUGAGGGACAUUGAGCAGAGAGUUCAGCUUUAG
Molecule: messenger RNA, 864 nt
Organism: Aureobasidium pullulans EXF-150
Lineage: Eukaryota; Fungi; Ascomycota; Dothideomycetes; Dothideales; Saccotheciaceae
Exons: 2
Coding region: 1-864 (287 amino acids)
Source: RefSeq, a predicted model, not a curated record